This is a messenger RNA of Exophiala dermatitidis NIH/UT8656, 3422 nucleotides long. RefSeq lists its product as uncharacterized. NCBI's taxonomy places the organism in Eukaryota, Fungi, Ascomycota, Eurotiomycetes, Chaetothyriales, Herpotrichiellaceae. The record is from RefSeq and is a predicted model, not a curated record. The transcript has 2 exons. Gene Ontology annotation, biological process: regulation of chromosome condensation. The coding region runs from base 343 to 3057 and encodes 904 amino acids.
CUUAUGCUUGACAUCACCCUGCAUGAGCCAUCGUCCUGGUUGUUAUGGGUCGUGUAACUGACUCUCCAACUCUCAACAUUCAUUGAUCAUUCACAUUCGCAUUCACUGCAUGGUCCCAACUUAAGGUGAAACUGCGAACCGUCACCAGGUCUUCAACAACCUAUAUAAGUAUCAAGACAAUCCAACUGCAAUACUCGCGCGGGACGAGCCCUCUCAGCCUCGCGACUUCUCCGGGUCGGGGCUCCUCCUACGUCUCCGCUGCCAACGAAAAUGCCACUGCGAAUCUCCCUUAACUAGAUCGCGCAUGGAACCAAAGAGAGGAGUCCUGCACCAUCAACAACCAUGGAGUUUCCAGGCGCGCGUCGAAAACUGAACACCUAUGGCAAAGCAAACAGGAAGAUACUCGUUCAUGAUAUCUUCGGCAUUGGCAAUGAGUCGAGCCAAUCUACAACCGCGUCGUCCACCCUCAGUUCCUUGGGCCAACCUCAACCGCGCUCUAGUCAUGCCCUGACACCGCGAGUGAAACGGGAUACCGUGGCUACCAGCACGACAAGAUACAUUUUGGGGGGUUUCGAGGAGAAGAGCAACGUUGUCACGACUAGUACAAAUACCUCAGCGCGUUCAUCAUCGCGAGAAAAGUCGCCCUCGGCCCUCUUCGAGAUCCAGACCUCUGAUGACGACUCCUCGAGGCCUCAAGGGGCGAAACGACCGUUGAAGAAACGGAAGGCUGGAUCUACAAUGACAAUUCCAACGGUUGGCACCAGUUUGAAGACGCUUGACAAAGGAUCAUUGUUCAGGACUCAGUCAGGUGAUCAUAAUAGGGUGGCGCGAAAACAGGGCGAAGCCGACGAGGUGCUCAGAGGGCAGGCGAUACCGCUGGAAGCAAGUCCGGCACCGAAACCAAAGAGUCAGAUUUCUAAGAUGAAGCCAACUGUCAAAGCGUCCGCGCCAACACCAGGGAAGCCACUAACUACACGAGGAGCGCCCUCAGGGUCAUUGGCCAUGUCAAAGAAAGCCGCCAAUAAGGGCUUACGUGUUGGGAGUGAUUCCUCAGCACAAGUUUCGGAUGACUUGAGCACGAACUUGGUAUCACGUCAAAGCACUCCAAAGAGAAGGCGACUUGCUUCGGAAGAUGGCAGCAUUGAUUCACCAAGCCCAUCUGACCUUCAGAUGACCGCUCUCAGAUUGACCUCGGAUGCACAUCCUCAAGACUUGCAGAUAUCGUCGGAUGACGAGGAAAUGGCAGAUGUGGACCAGACAAGUUACCCGUCUGUACGGACACGCAAACGGCUGGUAGAUAGGUUGGACGCCCCUACCUCUCGGACUCCGGCCAAAUCGGCCUCUAAGAGCUCCCUCCAGUCCAAGCGUACGCCUAAACAAGCCUCCAGUCAGCCGGUUAGUGGCACAAGCUCUCCCGGCAGAGCGGGUGCAGUUCCUCCAUUGGUACGGGCUGAGACGGCGCCCCUGGGAAAGCCCAAUAUUGCACCGCUGGGCCGUCCGCGGGCGACUUACGCGAGGCAACGGUCAUAUUUGAGCGACAUGGUCGACAGCUUGGAAAGCCACGCAACAUCCCUCAGCCAGCCCUCAUCGCAGCAAGACUACUUUUCUCAACGCUCAUUUACUGAUCUCGGAUCUCAGAUGGAUUUUGUUAAUGAGGAUAGUGACGAUGACGAUUUCGCCCAAAUCAAAAGUAUACAUGAAUUGCGGCGCGGCGGCGCCAUCACCAAGUUCGACCUUGAUCUACAGACGAUUGUGGAGGACAUUGAGGCGGACUCGAAGUCAUUGCGUAUACAGGCGCUCAUGCAACUCAACAGUAAACUGGUGGAUUCGACAUUUUGCCGCCAUUUUCAAGAUUCGGGCAUCUUUGUUCGCUUUCUCGACUGCGCAAGGGACAAGCUAGACGACGUGAGCGCGACGCUGAUGGCCCUAAUACUGCAGAAAAUGUCGUCUGCCGAGUCCUCAUCUCCCAAGAGUUGCUUGCUGAUCUGGAAUGCGCUUGCUCGACUGCCUUUGCGUCUCAUUUCGGAAAGCAGGUCGCUGUCUCACGUUGCACGGGACAGAAGCCAGAACCUGUCCAAGUCACUUGUGAGGGAUGUGGUAGACUUCGAUCAGAAGCUGGCCGAAAACGAGGAGCGAUCUAGCUCGGUCCAGGCUAUCUUUGUUCGGUCGCUGGACAGUCUUCUCCGAAGUCUGGUCAGGCAACAGGAAGCUAUUCCUCAACUUCCCCGUGCACUCCUUGACGCGGUUGUUCGCACCCUGGUGAAGAGUGAGGCAGAGCUGCAAAGGCACAAAGAAGUAGAAGCUCGAUCCGAGACCGUCCAGCAAUCUUUAUCGAUCUUGGAAAUCGCCAGCUCGAAUCACCAGUCGCUCGAAUCGGGUCUGUCGAGCGCGCGUAUUGCCGAACUUGGGGAUGCUAUGGCAAGUAUUCUUAGACGGACUCGCCAGAGCCAGCCGCUUCUGGAACAGUCAUGCCUCCGCCUUGUUGUGACGCUCAGCAAUGACGAACCCAAAGUCUGUCAAGCAUUCACGACGCAGCAACUAAUAACCACAGUGUUCGCUGCGGUUGAGGACCGCUUCUCGACUUUGGCCGGGCUUGCUGCUAGAGAGGAAGAAUACGAUGCUGCCCAGCUUGAUUCGGUGAUUCUUGCGUUGGGUUGUCUGUUGAAUCUUACCGAAGGUGCUGAUACGGCGCGGGAGCAGAUGCUGUGCGAGGACACGUCUGGCAAAAGCCUGGUUGAUCGGUUGGUCGAUAUCUUCAACAGCCACGUUGACCAAACAUCCGAGGCCAUGACUAUGCAGCAGACGCAUGUGUUGGUCGCUUUUGGAUAUAUCGCAGCACUGCUCUGCACCUUAUGUCUCAAUACGAAGGCUCGCCAGCGGAUUUCACAAACCAUUACAGGGAAGGGGUUGAGCGAGCUAUUUACCCAGGCCGAUACUUUUCUCCAGCACUUGCAGACGGUUGAGGCUGCUCUGGCCAAAGAUGGAGGAUCUCCAUCAGGAUUUACCAACCGGUUCACCAUGGUUCUCGAGACUAUCAAGCAUGACGAGAUGACAUGAAGGAAAAGACAAUGGCCACGCGGCAAUGAUUGAAUUAUGGCAUGGCGUCUUGGGUCAAUGAAGGUUGGACAUGUCGAGGUUGGAUGGGAUUGCAUACAAACAGGCACGAUACCCUUGACAUAGUUGCUAGAUGGGAUACAAUCGAAUGAUUUGAGCUGUUCACAGGUCUUUAUACCUGGUACGAGAUACCGGGCAAUCGGUCAGUGCCAGUGGUCUCAUCGCCAGGACAGCGGUAUUCGGGACUAGAAGGGCCAUCCGUACCUACCUUAACAUGCAUACCUACAGUACCUAUGUCGGUACCUAGUAGUCUAGAGUGCCUCUCACCAAUUAACUCCGUUCAGGAUGGAGCUGCGCGUAAGGAUCAG